AAAAAAAAAAAAAAAAAGCCAACCAGUCAAUGCGCUCAGACCUUAAGGUUCCCUCCCUCGUUGAUCCGCCCGCCCCCUUGUGUGGGUAAGGGCCCUUUUUUUCCAUUCGUGAGCGGAGCGAGGCUUGCGAGGAUCUCUCGAAACAUUUCAGGGUUCUGUUAUGCUUAUAGAACCCCACAAUUUGACAUCAGAAACAUCUUCAGCAGCCUCGCUUGCGGCUCAGCGAAAGCAUCAUGGCGUAACACAAUACCACUAAAAAAAAGAGGGAAAAUGGAAACCAAAAACAGCAAAAAGUUUGCCACAUUUGCAUAAUCUUCCAUUCAUUGUCACUGAAAAGGGCUUAGCUGGCAAAUAGCACAAACAUGUAUCUUAUGCAUUCAUUUCCCCAUAACGUGGUGAACUUUGUCAUGUUCACCGAGCCCAAGUUUGACCGCACCCCGGCACAAGGUUUGCCUAAGAGAAGAGAUCAAUGCCAAUCACCUCCCUGCCAAGAGAGAUUUUGACCUCAUCCUCGUGGGGGUGUCAAGGGAAAAAAAAAAAAAGAGGUUACCCCCAGUUACUCCCACGUGCCGUCCAUCGGUUGACA
Molecule: messenger RNA, 586 nt
Organism: Pyricularia grisea
Lineage: Eukaryota; Fungi; Ascomycota; Sordariomycetes; Magnaporthales; Pyriculariaceae
Exons: 2
Source: RefSeq, a predicted model, not a curated record